This is a messenger RNA of Loa loa (African eye worm), 855 nucleotides long. RefSeq lists its product as hypothetical. Gene Ontology annotation, biological process: cilium assembly. Gene Ontology annotation, cellular component: MKS complex; ciliary transition zone. The coding region runs from base 1 to 855 and encodes 284 amino acids. NCBI's taxonomy places the organism in Eukaryota, Metazoa, Nematoda, Chromadorea, Rhabditida, Onchocercidae. The record is from RefSeq and is a predicted model, not a curated record. The transcript has 5 exons.
AUGUUAUCAUUAUUGCUAUUAUCAUUAAAUUAUAAUUAUUAUUGUAAUUAUUAUGAUUAUGAUUAUAGAUAUAUCGUGAGGCGAACAUACUUAGUAGCAAAUGAAUGGAACGAAUUGCAAGAUUGUCGUAAGACAAGUGUUGGUUUACAAAUGAUUGCUAUGAUUGGAUUACUUAAUUGGUUAAAAUUUGAAAAUUGGGCAACUAUUACACCUGGAUUACAAACCGAUAUUCCAACAUUCGCCAAAAGUACAACAUUAAGCGAAUUAGCCAUUAUCAGUAGUAUCUAUUUGAUAAUAUCAAUGAUUCAAUGGUUUUUUCGUGUCACAAUUAUUGAACAACUUAUCUCUGAUCCAUUUCAUAAUUUGAUCGAUUUAUGUUCCAUUUCAAAUAUUAGCAUUCUUGUGCUUACUCAUCCAUUACAUGGAUUUUAUAUACAUGGACGUUCAGUACAUGAUCAAGCUGAUACUGAUAUGAUUAAGAUGAAUCAAUAUUUGUAUCGAGAACGAGAAAAUUUAUGUGGUACACGUGGCUUAGAAGCCGGUAGUCAACUUCAAACAUACAUCAUUAAUUUACCAAAAACAUUUCGUGAACAAUUUGAUGCUGCUUCACAAAUACUAGAAAAUGAUAUGGAACAAUUGGGCAAUUUUACCACUGAUAAUUUUGAUGCAACAACAACUAAUAUUCAGAAAAUUGCUAAGGAACAUGAACAAUUGAAAAAUUUCUUAAUGACAUUUAUUGAACAUAAUAAUCCAAAAACGGAUUAUGUUAUUAGUGAUCCAUCAUUACUUGAAUUAUUAUUCGAUAUUGAAUUUAAGGAUUCAUCGGAUGUUGGCAAUUUUGUAAGGUUAGAAUAA